AAUGCUCCUUGACGUUCUAAGAUGAAGUUAUGGAAAGGUGUUACUUUUGCCUUCGUGCUCUGUGGCGCAGCCCUGUCCAUCGUCUUCGUUAGAAACAUGGCCACUAUCGGACAAUUCAGACCUAAAUCGAAAUACCCGUACUCGUCUCCAUCCUCAUCAAAACUGUCCUCAUUCUCACAAUCAACUUUCAAGACCUCACCGCAAUCACCCUCCUCCUCAUCAGCAGAAUCGGCAGUGAAGUCCCGGCAGAUGAGUGGGCCUAAACGGAGACCCCGCUCCGCAGACGAGAUGAACUCGGUCCUCUCAGAGUUUUCUGCGAUGUUCCAGAGCUUUACGGAGGGCGAACUUCGGCAUGUGGUCGGCGCCUUGCUGGACAGGAAGAGGAGGAAGAGCCGGCUCCUGGGAGAGAACCAGGCCCGAAGGACUAAAAGAGCGCGGAGGCCCAAGCCCUGCUCUUUGAGGGAGCUGGAGCUGACCGUAAGUGAACUGGGUCUCGGCUAUGACAGCGACGAGACGUUGCUGCUGCGCUACUGCAGCGGGAAAUGCCUGGAACACCGGCAGAACUACGACCUUACCAUGGAUCACAUGGUGCGGACAGGCUUCAAAAAGAAGGGCCGCAAGGACAAGGUCAGCAACGGGCCCUGCUGCCGGCCCAUCGCUUAUGAAAAACAGUUUUCCUUCCAGGACAACAAGCACCUCCACCACACAGUACGAAAUAUGUCGGCGAAGAACUGUGGGUGUGUAUGACCCCGAGAAAUGGACCUCUUCAUGCUGCUCUCAGACACUGUUGGGAGAGUUGAACAUGAAUGCUGUUUAAAGACAAACUAUGGAAUAAAAUCUCAAGGAAAAGAGGAAAGGAAGGGAAUGUGUUCAUGGCUGUUCCAUGGCGGCCUUUUUCUAACAGGGAGACUUUUGACGUCUGUCAAAACUAAUUGGAUCCAAAUCACGUGGACAGCAAGUGCUGUGAUUUUGUGGAUUCCAUGCAAAGAGACAGAAAAUGACUGUUCAUACCAAAAAACGCUUUUAUUAUAUUUUCUAUCUGUCUAGUAACACUGUAAACUGUGGUACAACAGCGAUGUAGCAAUGUUGUAUGUUUGUGAUCUUGCAUUUUACUAGUUGGCUAGCACAUGCAAUAGAUGAACUGUGGGUCAUGGAGGACUAGAUUGCUGCGGCUCCUACACGCCAUAUUAAUGGGCAUUCAGUUUAGUAAGACCAAAUGCAGACACUAAACCACCUUUAAGGCAAAAAAAAAGCUCAAUAAUUUACUUCAAAUCCAUAAAUAUAAGUUUGGACCAUUGACCUCAAGUGUUGUUUAGUGAUCAGCUGUCUACAGGAAGCAUAUCUACCUAAAGGAGUGUUGACUUGUUAUCAGCGAUCAUGACUUUGUGCCCUGUUUCCCUGCUUGCAAGCAAUCCUCUUACUGAUUGCAGUGUUAUUAUACAAGGAAAAGAAUAAGCGUUAUU
Molecule: messenger RNA, 1463 nt
Organism: Gymnodraco acuticeps
Lineage: Eukaryota; Metazoa; Chordata; Actinopteri; Perciformes; Bathydraconidae
Product: neurturin
Exons: 2
Coding region: 22-747 (241 amino acids)
Molecular function (GO): receptor tyrosine kinase binding; glial cell-derived neurotrophic factor receptor binding; growth factor activity
Source: RefSeq, a predicted model, not a curated record